UUCCAUACUAUGACCACAUACACCGAUAAAGGCCCCAAACCAGACGGUGGAAAGUUUCUUUCGUUUGAUCACAUUACCUUCUACGUGGGCAACGCCAAACAGGCGGCUAGCUACUAUACGGCGCGAUUUGGCUUCGAGGACUUUGCGUACCAGGGUUUAGAGACCGGAAGCCGACAUCUGGUAAAGCAUGCCGUCCGCCAGAACCGGAUCGUGUUCGUGUUUGUGUCGGCCUACGAGCCGGGUCAUCGUGAACUCGGAGAUCAUCUGGUACGACACGGAGACGGAGUUAAGGAUGUUGCUUUCGAGGUAGAGGACCUCGACGUGAUUGUGCGCCGUGCAAAGGAGCGUGGCGCCAAAGUGGUGCGCGAUGUUUGGGAAGAGUCCGACGAGCAUGGUACGGUUCGGUUUGCAACGGUGCAAACGUACGGCGAUACCGUGCACACUUUUGUUGAGCGUCAUCGCUACCGGGGCCUAUUUUUGCCCGGAUACAAACCACCGCUACACGAAGACGUUUUGCUCCGUACGCUACCAAAGGUCGGGUUGAACUUUAUCGAUCAUGUCGUCGGUAAUCAGCCCGAUUUGCAGAUGGAAUCGGUGGCCGUAUGGUACGAGAAGAUGCUGAUGUUCCACCGUUUCUGGUCGGUGGAUGAUAGCCAGAUCCAUACGGAGUAUUCGGCCCUACGCUCGAUUGUAAUGACCAACUACGAGGAAACGAUCAAAAUGCCUAUCAACGAACCGGCAAAGGGAAAGAAAAAAUCGCAAAUCGAAGAGUACGUGGAAUAUUACGGUGGUGCCGGCGUGCAGCACAUUGCGCUCAACACCAGCGAUAUCAUCGGUGCGAUUCGCAACCUUCGCGCACGGGGCCAACAGUUUCUGUCCAUCCCGGACACGUACUACGACCAGUUGCGCCAGCGGCUCAAGUCGAGCGCUGUGAAGAUUAAGGAGGAUAUGGCUGUGCUGCAGGAGCUGAAAAUUCUAAUCGAUUACGACGAGAACGGAUAUCUGUUGCAGAUAUUCUCCAAGAACAUGCAGGACCGGCCGACACUGUUCAUUGAGGUGAUUCAACGGCACAACCACAAUGGGUUUGGUGCAGGCAACUUUAAGGCACUGUUCGAAGCGAUUGAAGCGGAACAAGAAAAACGUGGAAACUUGUAAACGGACAAAAAAGGACA
Molecule: messenger RNA, 1172 nt
Organism: Anopheles maculipalpis
Lineage: Eukaryota; Metazoa; Arthropoda; Insecta; Diptera; Culicidae
Product: 4-hydroxyphenylpyruvate dioxygenase
Exons: 3
Coding region: 10-1155 (381 amino acids)
Biological process (GO): L-tyrosine catabolic process
Cellular component (GO): Golgi membrane; endoplasmic reticulum membrane
Molecular function (GO): 4-hydroxyphenylpyruvate dioxygenase activity
Source: RefSeq, a predicted model, not a curated record